AUGGGGCAGAGCCAGGGGCGCGUCCGCCCGCCCGGGGGUCAGGCCCGGCUCGCCCCGCGGCCCCCGCCGGCGGAGGGGCGUUCCCGGCGGCUCCGGGGUCGGCGCGCACAGGGGGAAGCAGCGCCCCUGGCCACCUGGGCUGCGCCCCCCGCCCCGGCCGCGCGGAGCCGGACCUCGCGGGGGACGGGCUCGGGCGACGGGGCUGGUGUCACAGAACUCCGUGCCCCAAAGAGCGGGGGCGGAGGGCUGCGCCCCGGGCGCCCGGGACGCGGACGGCGGCGCCAGGGCGGGCGCAGGCAGCUCGCCAAGCAGGGCCGCUCGGGACCCGAACCGGGCACCGCGCCCGCAAGUCCUCAGGCCUCGGUGCGGGCUCGGCGGGGGCGCCGGGCGCAGGGACGCCCCUCCGCCGAGGACUCGGGCACCCCGGGCGCCCUUGCCGCGCCCCUCGCCCGACCCGCAGCCCGCGCGGGCGCCUUCGCCUUCGCAGCGUUCCUCGGGACCCACGCGUCUCCCGGCCCCGCAGGGCCCCGUGCGUCCCGGAUGCCGCAGGAUGGCGCCCCCGGAGCCCCCACGCCCGACCCCCACCCCCCGCCCAGCAGGUCCACGCAGCCGCCCGCCCCGGCCCCGCGCUCAGUCAAGCCCGAGAGGCCCUGGCCCGGCCCCAGGUUAGCUCAGGGGCGCGUCCUGUUCCCGGGAACCCCGAGGAUUUCCGAGCCCCAGCGCCCCCCCGACCCGGGGAAGCCCCGCCUCAGCCCGCCGGUCUCUCUUCGGUCCGCAGGGAGCCCCGCCUGCUCCCCAUACAGCGGGCGCCAGGGCAGGGGGUCAGGGACAGGCCCACAGCGCUGGCCUGGCAGGCCGCUGACCACCGCUGGGCAUCCGCCGGGCGAGGCGGGUCACCCCUCCCGCUACUCCCCGCAAGAGCCUGACCAAGCCCCGCCCCACGCCGGCCCCGGCAUCCGGGCAGCGGGGCCAGAGCCGACCGGCGCCUCAGCGCCUUUUUAUGCAACCUGUGCUUCCCGGCUUGUGGGCUGGCCCAAUCAGGUGUGA
Talpa occidentalis (Iberian mole) is the source of this 1047-nucleotide messenger RNA. Its product is annotated as translation initiation factor IF-2-like. The coding region runs from base 1 to 1047 and encodes 348 amino acids. The record is from RefSeq and is a predicted model, not a curated record. Lineage: Eukaryota; Metazoa; Chordata; Mammalia; Eulipotyphla; Talpidae. The transcript has a single exon.